AUGAUUGAAGGUCUUUGCGAAGUAGUGACUCGGAAUGUUGGUCUCGCGGAACCUAUAGUUCUGCUAUUUACGCGUCUUCUGCUCGCUUGUUUGUCUCCUAAUUUGGUUGGCCGUGUGCGCCAAGCCUCAAUUCAAUCGCAACGAAAUCGCAAGCGCCUAGAUAUUGUUGAACUAAUUACUGAAAAGACAACAGUGAUGAAUACCACAUCCUUGUCCUCCGAUGAUCCAACUGGCCUUCCGCCUGUCCGCAUUGACCAGGUUAUUCGUCUUGAUCCUAACGAUUCAUCUGGUAUACGACAUUUAGAGCACCCGGCUACACUAUUCUGGUGUCUCCAGAUGCUACUUUUUCUGCCCCAAUUCUCUCCCCUUCUUGACCGCUUCACCCACUUGUCAUCUCCGAACUCACAUCAACUUGAUAAUGCCUCAACCUCACAAUCACAAUCUUCACUAUUGGCUUCGCAGUCGUCCUCUCAGAUCACACAACUUACUCAGCUUACUGGGCUCAGCCAGGCAAGUUGA
This is a messenger RNA of Protopolystoma xenopodis, 519 nucleotides long. NCBI's taxonomy places the organism in Eukaryota, Metazoa, Platyhelminthes, Monogenea, Polystomatidea, Polystomatidae. The record is from the annotation of a GenBank genome assembly.